Rhizophagus irregularis DAOM 181602=DAOM 197198 is the source of this 640-nucleotide messenger RNA. Lineage: Eukaryota; Fungi; Glomeromycota; Glomeromycetes; Glomerales; Glomeraceae. The record is from RefSeq and is a predicted model, not a curated record.
AAUAUUUAAACGUUUUUUUCGUUCAAAGUUUGCGAUUAUUCGCCGAUUAUUAAGAUUAUUCAAAUUUUUCAACUUUAGACGUUGUUUUUUCCCAAUGGCUCGUGCUUUUAGUGAGGAUCUGAAGUGGAGAAUUAUUUACCUUCAUCAUGAUGGAUAUAGUCGAAUAAAAAUUGCCAGAUUAUUACACAUUAGCAAACGCACUGUUGAUAAUAUCUUGCAAAUAUAUGUACAAUGGGGAACGGUAAUAAAUCUAUGGCAAAAACCACCAGGACGUCAUAAAACACUAACUCAAAAUGAAAUGAAGAUAUUACGAGAGUUAAUUAAGGACAAGGUGGAUUGGUAUUUAGACGAAUUAGUAGGAGAACUUGAGCAACAGACAGGAAAGUUGUUACAUCAAGUAGCUUAUGAACGGAAUGAACUUCUUAGAAGCACAUUUAUUGCAAAAGUUGGACGUGAUUAUAAACCUGAACAGCUUAUAUUUAUGGAUGAAGCUUCUAAAGAUGAACGCACUUUAUCUCGUGGAUAUGGUUAUUCUUUAAAAAAUACUUUUGCAAUUAAAAAGAAUGUAUUUGUAUGUGGAGUUCGUUAUACAAUAUUGCCUGCAUUUUCUUUACAAGGCAUUAUUGCUGAAUUGUUAUAA